CGCUCGUUGUACUUCGGCGCCAAAUAUAAAUUUCGUCGUCAGUGGAGCCGAAUACCGAUGGUUUGACAGUUCGUAAGUUCUGCGAUAUUCCCGAAAUUUGCGGGAUAUUCAUAUUGAUAUAAAGUGAUAAGCUUGAACACAGCUAAAAUGGAAACAGACAAAGACCGACGUAAUGCCGCUUUGCGUUGGCUCGAGUACUCGGGUGGCCUCAGUCAGCUUCGUUCAGCAAUGGUGGCCCGUGCGAAGCUGAAUCCUCCACCGAAAGUUCUGAAAGUGCCAGUUCACGUGAACAUUGGAAAGCUCAAUGAGAUUGACGCUGACUUCGUCACGCUAGUCAUGAGGAAGCCCAAGGAAGCACAGAGGAUCUUCCAACAGGUGAUCCACACUGCAGCAGUGGCCAUAUCCCUAGAACUGAAGCCCCAGCCCCUCAGUGACGUCACGAUGUCCCAACUGACUACAGAACCUGACCACUGUCCACCAUCUCAACUUACUUCCCUGCCAGAUAUGGACGAUAUAGCUUCUCUUUACUCUGACGGCGUUAAACUCUCUGGUACGCAGGCACCAACAAAGGACUCCGUAGUGAACUCUAUCGACAAGGUUGAUUUCGACUUGGCUCUAACUUCGCUAGAAUUCGACUUGCCCAUCGAUACGGCCAUAACGCAGGAGGCCGGUGAGAUACUAACGAUUUCACAGAUUCACGCACCCUUGAGAGUAGACGGAAUCCCCUGGUUCCGGGAGUGGGUCGUAGGAGGAGUGACAGAUCUACCACGAAGCACUGACGAAGACCCAGUCUUGGCCCUCGUCUCUGGGAGGGUCAUGUCCCUCUCUCUGCCAAAGUCUUACACUGUCUGGGCUCGUUAUCUUUGUACCAGUGAAGGGUGUGUCGGUAUGGCCAGAGAUCUUCAUAUUAGAGUGUUUGCCGUUGCAGGCCAAGAUGCUGAUGAUAUGCACCAUAAGCCACGCUGCAGGGUUUGUUGCUCUGAGCUGGAGGAGGAUCCAUCAUCCCAUGAACUAGGCGAGAAAUCUUUCAUCUUUUUACUUCCUGACUCUCAGAGUAGUGCCCUUACCAGAGAGGUUUACAUGAGGGCACAGUUGUUGAAGAUCACCCUUCGAGACGAGAUGUUGGCCAACCUAGCGCCAGGCCAGAGGAUGCAGGCAACUGUGAUGAUAGUGCCGAAGAAAUGCAACGAGUUCCCGUGCCUCGAAGGAAUUCUGGUACAUCCUCCUGCCCCUCUGAGGCCUCCUUCCUCCUUACCUCCUCUGUUCAGGCAACUGGUGAGAGACAGGCAGUCAUCACCAUGGUCUCUGGUUCUGACGCUGGCAUAUAUGUUUGGCACUGCAGUUGUUCCAGCGGGGACCUUCCAUACUCUGAAGUUGGCACUGCUCCUGUCAUUAGCGUCAUGCUCUUCACAGAAGGCUGGACUCGCAGUCUUAGCCGUAGGAAGCAACACCACGCUGGUUCUACGGCUUCUUUGGUAUGGAGCCAAAUUCGCCUCACACUCCGUGACUCACUCGUCCUUGGACGACGUCACGGCAUCAUUCAGCAAGGACCACGAAGGGAAGAUCUGGGUGCAGGGAGGAUCCUUACUUCUCGCCCACGGCGGUGUGUGCGUUCUCGGAGACUUCUCCAAAUUCAAGAAAGACGCCAGGCGUUCUGUUUGUAAUACUCUGGAAAGUGGCAUGGUACUGGUGGAGGCAGCUCCUCGUCUACGGUCCCAAACCCCCAUCCUAAAGUACCCUCUUCGAGCAGCCGCAUGGGCAUGCUACGACCCUGCUCACCACAAGGGCAGAACUUCGACCGAAAUGGAGGACAUGUUCCUCCGUGUGCCACUCGGAGACCUAACGAAAUCUAUUUCAGAUGUAUUUGGACUGGUAAUAUACACAGAGACACCUGGUGGCGAGUGUGAGUCCAAGGCUGAGGAAGAGAUAACACUUCACUCGCUGCUGAACGCCAUUACGAAUCCAAUGGAGUCUCAGGCGUCAACUUUAUUGCGACCAGAGGAUCUGAAAGAGUACCUGGCUAUGGCUCGUAGCCUAGAGACUGUGUUCAGCGCAGGAGCAGAGAAACUGAUUCGAGGGUAUUAUGUGGCAGCUAGGAGAUUACGAGGCGACUGUGUCCAGGGGUCAGCCGUGCCCGUCACCGCCAUACAUACUUUAGCGCAGGCAGCCGCAAGCCACGCCCGCCUGGCCCUCAGGAGCACAGUCGAAACUUGGGACGCCGUUGCAGCCAUCCUAUUAUGCGAGGAAGGACUAGCUGCCCAUUUCGGUUACUCCCUUCUGCAGGUACCUCCUACGCCUCACCUCUCCGCCAACACCGACCUUCAUAUCUUGGUCGGUAGGAAGAACGACGAAAGGAUGGCAAACUUCCAGAGGCAACUGGAGAACUUCAUUGCAAUGCAUACUGGGGACAUUCCAUCAACUCUGACAACAUGAUUUUGGUCUACUGAAGAACUUCUGUCUUUGUCGAACGGAAAGAUGUGUUACAGAAGAGAGUCUGAUCUCUUCCUCCCUCUCUCUCUUGUAAAAGUAGUUAUGUAUGAAUGUGCAGAUGUUAGCAAUUGUCUUUUAGUUUUGCAUUCAAAGGAAUUAUGAAUUGCUAUUUUAGCAAAAUUUUUGUCAGUAAAUUUGACUAUUGAAUAUUCUUGUAGGAAAAAGACUGUUACUAUUAAUAU
Macrobrachium nipponense is the source of this 2672-nucleotide messenger RNA. Its product is annotated as minichromosome maintenance domain-containing protein 2-like. Bases 148 to 2433 code for a protein of 761 amino acids. NCBI's taxonomy places the organism in Eukaryota, Metazoa, Arthropoda, Malacostraca, Decapoda, Palaemonidae. The record is from RefSeq and is a predicted model, not a curated record. Gene Ontology annotation, biological process: double-strand break repair via break-induced replication. The transcript is spliced from 14 exons. Gene Ontology annotation, molecular function: DNA binding; single-stranded DNA helicase activity; ATP binding.